Fonsecaea multimorphosa CBS 102226 is the source of this 2574-nucleotide messenger RNA. RefSeq lists its product as uncharacterized. NCBI's taxonomy places the organism in Eukaryota, Fungi, Ascomycota, Eurotiomycetes, Chaetothyriales, Herpotrichiellaceae. Gene Ontology annotation, molecular function: DNA ligase (ATP) activity; ATP binding; DNA binding. The transcript is spliced from 2 exons. Gene Ontology annotation, cellular component: nucleus; mitochondrion. Gene Ontology annotation, biological process: Okazaki fragment processing involved in mitotic DNA replication; DNA repair; DNA biosynthetic process. Bases 1 to 2574 code for a protein of 857 amino acids. The record is from RefSeq and is a predicted model, not a curated record.
AUGCCACAAGGACGGCAAUCAACUCUUGGCAAGUUCCUCGGGAACAAGCAAGACGGCAAUAAAUCUAAAACUCAGUCUACCCUCUCCUUCAACCAGAAGUCAACAUCUAACGGCAAGAAAGUGGAUGACCCACACGAGGAAGAGGAUGAUGGGACCCCUGAGCCGAGAAAAGAACUCGCGGAUGAUGUCGACAAUGGCAAGGAUGAAAGUAACGAUUCACCAAGUAGAAAACACAAGCUAGAGGAUGAGGAGGAGGAGGAAGAUUCUGAUGAUCAGCCUGUGGUCAAGAGACGGAGAACAACAUCUGCAUCCAAAGACAAGCCAACAGAGUCCCCAAAGACGAAUGGUGUGGCAUCAAAGUCGAAAUCUGACGCCAACACUGAAAAGAUAUCUUCGAAAACGGUCAAAUCAGAGCAGGAGGAACCAGAAUCGUCAGAUCGGAACAGCAGCGUCUCAGAAGCCGAAGAUGAUGUCUCUGCAAGUGAGGAUGAGAAUCCCAAGGUCGAUAAGAAACAAGUCGCCAAAGUUCAGGCCACCAUCAAAUCAACGGGAAAGGACCCCUAUCCAGAUUGGAAGGCUGGCGAACCCGUCCCCUACGCGGCGCUGUGCACAACCUUCUCCUUGAUCGAACUCACGACAAAGCGGCUACAAAUCACAGCCUAUUGUUCGGCUUUUCUGCAGCAGGUGCUCCGGUUGACCCCUCAGGAUCUCCUGCCUACGAUCCAACUCAUGCUGAACAAGCUCGCCGCUGACUAUGCCGGGAUCGAACUUGGAAUAGGGGAAUCCCUGAUCAUGAAAGCCAUCGGAGAGAGUUCGGGCCGCUCACUAUCGGUCAUCAAGGCGGAUCAUCAAAAGAUUGGUGACCUGGGUCUGGUAGCUGCCAAGAGCAAAUCUAAGCAGGGCCAGAUGUUCAAGCCGAAGCCGCUCACUGUCCGAGGCGUCCAUCAGGGAUUACUCGAUAUCGCCAAGAUGGAAGGGCACGGCUCCCAAGACCAGAAAGUUCGAGCUAUCAAUAAACUCAUGGCGUCUGCAGAUGUCUCAUCCACAAGCAAAACUGUCGACAUCACCAAGGACAAAGGAGGACCGUCUGAGGCCAAGUUCUUGGUUCGUUUCCUUGAAGGAAAACUGAGACUAGGCCUGGCGGAGAAAACCGUCAUCAUUGCCCUCGCACAGGCUGUAGUGACUCACGAGGCUGCGAAAGAUGGCAAGGUACCAACCACGGAUCAAUUGGCGCAGGGUGAGGCCGCCCUGAAAAUGGUUUACAGUCAGCUGCCUUCGUAUGAAGUGAUCAUUCCAGCAAUGCUCGAACAUGGCAUUUUCAACUUACACGAGACGUGCAAGUUGCAGCCGGGAGUGCCCCUGAAACCCAUGCUUGCCAAACCGACCAAGUCUGUCACUGAGGUGCUUGACCGCUUCGAGGGCAAGAACUUCACAUGCGAAUACAAAUACGAUGGGGAGCGUUCGCAGAUCCAUUACAUUGCCCCCGAAGCCAUGUCCGAGUAUCCAGCAGCACAGAAUACACUAACCAAGGAUCCAAAGGCAUUCAAAGGUCUGGCAGCCGUGUUCUCGAGGAACUCUGAGGAUCUGUCCAAAAAGUACCCUGAUAUCCUGGAGAAACUCAACACCUGGGUUAAGCCUUCAACGAAGAGUUUUGUGCUGGACUGCGAAACCGUCGCCUGGGAUCCUCAAAACAAGAAAGUCCUACCCUUCCAACAGCUCAUGACCCGCAAGCGCAAAGAUGUGAAGACAUCUGAAAUCACUGUCAAAGUCUGUGUCUUUGCCUUCGAUCUGCUCUUUUAUAACGGUGAAGCGCUAGUACAGAAGACAUUCCGUGAAAGACGAGAAAUACUACAUGAUGCCUUUGUGCCAACAGAGGGUGAAUUCCAGUUUGCCCAGUUUGGCGAUGCGAAGGACGUCGAAGAGAUUCAGCACCUGCUCGAUGAUGCUGUCAAGGCAUCCUGCGAAGGGUUAAUGGUGAAGAUGCUCGACACGGAAGAAUCAGCUUACGAGCCGUCCAAACGGUCGAGGAACUGGCUCAAAGUGAAGAAGGACUAUCUCGCUGGCAUUGGCGACUCCUUGGAUCUCGUGGUGCUAGGAGCUUAUCACGGCAAAGGUAAGCGCACUUCCUGGUAUGGCGCUUUCCUCCUUGCGGCGUACAACCCAGACACCCAAACCUUCGAAACAGUCUGCAACAUCGGCACCGGCUUCUCAGAAUCCCUGCUCGAGGAGCUUGCCAAGGAGCUCUCGGAGAUCGUGAUUGAGCGUCCCAAGCCCUUUUACUCUCAUUCGACUGUGAAGAACGAUCAACCAGACGUCUGGUUCGAGCCGCGCCAUGUCUGGGAAGUGAAGACCGCAGAUCUUACGUUGAGUCCCAGAUACAGGGCCGCGAUCGACGAAAUGGGCGGCAAGAACGGGAUAAGCCUCAGGUUUCCUCGGUUCAUUCAGCGGAGAGACGACAAGAAGCCGGAAGAGGCGACGAGCAGCGCCCAAGUAGCAGAGAUGUAUCGGAAGCAGGAGGUCAUGCAGAAGGAGCAGUCGAGCAAAACUGGCGUGGAUGACGACUUUGAGUAUUAG